AUGGGGGAAAAUAUCAUUGCCUAUUCAUCAAUAUCGGAACGAGAUCCAAAUGAUAUGAUCAAUGAGAUACGGAGGAAACGAAAGGACUUAAUGAAAGGAUUACCUAAACCAAACUUUAUAAGACUGAAAGUCAUCAGUAUGGGAGAAUCGGAAGUUGGCAAGAGUUGUCUCAUCAAACGUUAUUGCGAAGAACGAUUUGUUCCGAAAUAUACUGGUACCAUCGGAGUGGAUUUUGGAGUUAAAAAAGUAAUGAUUGAUGGUCGGGAAGUUCGAGUAAAUUUUUGGGAUUUAAGUGGACAACCAGAAUUCUUUGAGGUUCGAAAUGAAUUUUAUAAGGACACUCAAGGGGCUGUUCUUGUUUUCGAUGUCAGCUCAAGAUCAUCUUUCGAAGCACUAGAUGCCUGGUUGGCAGAAUCAUCAAAAUAUGGUGCCAAGGGAUUAUUCAUUGCUGUUUGUGGAAACAAAACAGAUGAGAAAAACAGAGUUGUUACAGAAAAAGAGGGUAGAGAUUGGGCAGAAAAGAAUGGUUUGAGUUAUUUUGAGACUAGUGCACAAAGUGGAGCCAAUGUACAAUUAAUGUUUGAUACUCUAUUCAGAGAUAUUAUUGCUCACAUGUAUUCGUGA
Molecule: messenger RNA, 624 nt
Organism: Naegleria lovaniensis
Lineage: Eukaryota; Heterolobosea; Eutetramitea; Acrasida; Naegleriidae
Exons: 4
Coding region: 1-624 (207 amino acids)
Molecular function (GO): GTPase activity; GTP binding
Source: RefSeq, a predicted model, not a curated record